AUGGUUGGGUUGGAAUGUGAUCUCAUGGGUCAGAUUCUUUUACCUCAAAUGAGGGGCAGAGGAUCGAAAGAUAACCUGAUUUUGAAGCCGGCCACGAAUUUAAAUCCGAUACAAUUAAUAAAAGAACCGCAGAAUUCAUACUUCAAGUUGGUCUUGCUUGCAAUCUUUUUCCUGGUGAGUGGCAUUGUGAUCGGGCUGUCAUCAAGCAGUCGCGUUAAUCAGCACGUACACUUUCAACCAGGCCGCGUUGAUGGAAAUGAUCAGACGUUAGCACCUGAGGUUAAUUACGCGAAGAAUGAUUGUCCAGUGGAGGAAUUGUGCGAGGAUGAGGACUGUUUGAGCAUCGAAAGCUUUGUUAGGCCGAAGAAUGUGAGCCAUCGGAUGUCGGAUGAAGAGCUGCAAUGGAGAGCUUCGUUGGUGCCAAUGCAGGGGGAGUAUCCUUAUUCUAGAAUACCCAAGGUGGCUUUUAUGUUCCUCACAAGAGGGCCUUUGCCCUUGUUGCCCUUGUGGGAGAGGUUUUUCGAAGGCCAGAGUACAAAAUUGUAUAGUAUUUACGUCCAUGCGCUUCCAGUUUUCGAGCUUAAUGUCACGAAUUCCUCUGUUUUCUAUGGUCGCAGAAUACCUAGUGAGAAAGUCGAGUGGGGAACCGCCUCCCUAACGGGAGCCGAACGACGUCUCCUCGCCAACGCACUCCUCGACUUCUCCAACGAGCGCUUCAUCCUCCUCUCCGAAAGCUGCAUCCCAGUCUACAACUUCCCCACAGUCUACCGAUACCUCAUCGGCUCCGAACAGAGUUUCGUCCAGUCCUUCGACGACCCCUCCCGCUACGGGCGAGGCCGUUACAGCUACCGAAUGCAACCCGAUAUUCAGCUCGAAGACUGGCGAAAAGGGUCACAAUGGUUCGAACUCAACCGAGACAUUGCCACCAAAGUUGUCUCGGACACAAAAUACUACAGUCUGUUCCAGAAGUAUUGUCUCCCUGCUUGUUACCCAGAUGAGCAUUAUUUGCCGACUUAUAUUCACAUGUUUUAUGGAACUUUAAAUUCGAAUCGAUCGGUGACAUAUGUGGAUUGGACGCUACGGGGGCCUCACCCUGCGACAUUUACGGGAGAUAAUAUUACGGAGAAUUUUAUACAUUAUAUAAGGAAUAGUGGGUUGCUUUGUGAAUAUAACGGGGAUUGGACUCCUAUUUGUUUUCUUUUUGCUAGAAAAUUUGCUCCUAGUGCUCUGGAGCCCUUGCUUAACCUCACUUCUACUGUGUUGGGAUUUCAUGAAUUUUGAAUCUCGUUGAGGUUGGCAAAUUAUCAUCGCAACUCUCGAUUACCGACAGAAUUUGUGAUUUGUCGACGGAAAUUGUUGUAGCAGCCUGCGAAAAUUCUUGUAGUGUAAGUGCCAAUAUGUUUCUAAAUAAUGUGAUAGAUUUAUAUGGUGAUGAAAGAAUCGGAGGCACAA
This is a messenger RNA of Daucus carota subsp. sativus, 1452 nucleotides long. Its product is annotated as glycosyltransferase BC10. Bases 1 to 1281 code for a protein of 426 amino acids. Gene Ontology annotation, molecular function: glycosyltransferase activity. The transcript is spliced from 2 exons. Gene Ontology annotation, cellular component: membrane. Lineage: Eukaryota; Viridiplantae; Streptophyta; Magnoliopsida; Apiales; Apiaceae. The record is from RefSeq and is a predicted model, not a curated record.